AUGUCGUAUACUUCUAGCUGGCCUGUGUUCACAGAAUGCGAUCCAUGCACCAAGUUUUGGAAUAGGAAUGAAGGUGUUGUCGACCAGAAUAUUUUAAUGACUGAGAAGUUAAUGAAAACAGACCAGAAAAACAUCAUCAUAAAAGAACGAACAUAUAUCCUUACCAAUAAGGGCUAGUUUUACUAUUAAAAACAGAAUUCGUUGAGAUGGGUGCAAUUGAAUACGUAGAUGAGUGUUAAACUCAUAGAAUUAAAGCUACCUCAAAGAGAACACGAUGUAGUAAAGGUGAUUCGAAUAAAAAGAAAUCAGAGAGUCUACGCAUGUUUUUGGAAUUAAGAUUUGUAAUUGUUUAACUGAUUACAGUUAGAAGACAUUCUAAUAUUUUAAGAGAAUAGCUGGGUUUUGUGUGUGUUAGAAUUUCGAACAACUCUACACAUUCUAAGAUCUACUGGGAAAAGGGGGAUAUUCUAAAGUGUAUCAACUCUGUCCAGUGAAUAGACUACCUUAUUAAUAGUAAUAUUAUGCUGGGAAAGUAUAUAAUAAAGUUGAAGUAAAUUCGAAAAAGAACCUCAUUUAAAUAUCACAUUUGAUAAGAUAGGAAUGCGAAAUCCUCAAAAAGUUAAAUUCUCCAUUCAUUAUAAACUUAUUUGAAAUCAUUCAAUUGGAUGAACAACUAAGUAUGCAAUUUAUGAAUCUCUAAUAGUUCUGAUAACAGAACUACUAAGGAGCGGAUCCCUGUAUUAAUUGCUUAAGGAGAAAGUUCGAGUCCAGGAAGUCGAAGCCAACGGAAUCAUAUUGAGAAUCGCCUUAGGAUUGCAAUGUCUUCAUAGGUAAAUGGCAUGAUUAAUUUAGUUUAGGGUAUGUUCAUAGAGAUAUUAAACUUGAGAAUGUAUUGCUGGACAAGGAUUAGAUCAAAAUAAUUGAUUUUGGAUUUGCAGAACAAAUAAAUAGAGAAGUCCUCACUUCAGGAUAAGGAACUAUUGGUUACAUGGCUCCAGAGAUCUUCUAGGAUCAGCCAUACACUGAAGUAGGAGAUGUUUUCAGUUUGGGAGUAGUUUAUUACUUAUUACUGACUGGCAAAUCUCCAUUCAGAGGACACAAUCAGGAGAACAUUAUGAGAGCAAAUAAAUUAUGCGAAAUUGAUUUUAGCGAGUAUUGUUUCGUGAAUGUGAGUCAAAAAGUCAUUGCUCUAGUCAAAGCAAUGCUUUAAAAAAACCCUAAGAAUAGGAUCAACUUAAAUGAAGUCAUCCAAUCUUUGAGAGCUCUGAAUCCUAUCUUAGACUAUGCUUAUCGAACAAAUUCAGUUGAUGGCUCUCAGAUGACCAAAUAGGCUGGAAUCAGAUCUCUCUAUUUGUUAAGUCAGAACUCUUAGGAUUCUUUAAGAGGUUAGAAGACUUAGUAGAAUAGAUUGAAUGUUACAGACAAAUUCGUUGUGAAGACAAGCACGUUUCGACCUUCGCUUGUCAAUUUAGAUAGUAGUCAUAAUGAGAAUGAAGACUUAGAGGAUAACCAGCUCCCAGGAUUUGUUGUGGAAUACUUGUUUGUUUCUAUGAACAUUAUGAAUAACACUAAAUUUCCAUGA
Paramecium octaurelia is the source of this 1582-nucleotide messenger RNA. The record is from the annotation of a GenBank genome assembly. NCBI's taxonomy places the organism in Eukaryota, Ciliophora, Oligohymenophorea, Peniculida, Parameciidae.